AUGGCUGGCCUCAGCCCCAGCUGUUACUACCUCCUCUUUCUCUUCCUCUUGGGAAAUGCAGGGGCUGAGAGGUCUCCGAAGGCCUCCCCAGAACAGAUACAUUUGUCCUACCCAGGUGAGCCUGGCUGCAUGACAGUAACCUGGACCACUUGGGUACCAGCUGCCUCUGAGGUGCAGUUUGGGAUGCAGCUCGGGGGGACUUUACCCCUGCGGGCCCAGGGCACCUCCAGUCUCUUCGUGGAUGGGGGGAUCCUGAGACGGAAGCUGUACAUGCACCGAGUUACCCUUCGGGGGCUGCUGCCUGGGGCCCACUAUGCCUACCGCUGCGGCAGUGCCCAGGGCUGGAGCCGGAGGUUUCGUUUCCGGGCUCUCCAGCCUGGGCCCAACUGGAGCCCCCGCCUGGCGAUCUUUGGGGACAUGGGGGCUGAGAACCCGCAGGCUCUGCCCCGACUACGAAGGGAGACCCAGCAGGGGCUGUAUGAUGUGGUGCUGCACGUGGGAGACUUUGCCUACAACAUGGACCAGGACAACGCGAGGGUUGGGGACACGUUUAUGAGGCUGAUCGAGCCGGUGGCUGCCUCCGUGCCCUACAUGACGUGCCCUGGGAACCACGAGGAGCGCUACAACUUCUCCAACUACAGAGCGCGCUUCAGCAUGCCUGGGGACACCGAGGGGCUCUGGUACAGCUGGGACCUGGGGCCUGCCCACAUUAUCUCCUUCUCCACUGAAGUCUAUUUCUUCCUUCACUACGGGCGCCACCUGAUUCAGAAACAAUUCCGCUGGCUGGAGAGAGACCUGCAGAAAGCCAACGAGAACCGGGCAUCGAGACCGUGGAUCAUAACUAUGGGGCACCGCCCCAUGUACUGUUCCAACGCUGACCUGGAUGACUGCACACGGCAUGAGAGCAAAGUCAGAAAAGGCCUUUCCGGUGGUCGCUACGGCUUAGAGGAUCUCUUCUAUAAAUAUGGAGUUGACCUGCAGCUGUGGGCCCACGAGCACUCCUACGAGCGCCUCUGGCCCAUCUAUGAUUACCAGGUCUAUAAUGGAAGCCGAGAAAGCCCCUACACCAACCCCCGUGGACCCAUCCAUAUCAUCACUGGAUCUGCUGGCUGCGAGGAAAUGCUGACCCCUUUCACCCCUUUCCCGAGGCCUUGGAGUGCCGUCCGGGUGAAGGAAUAUGGCUUUACCCGCCUCCACAUUCUGAAUGGAACCCAUCUCCACCUGCAGCAGGUGUCUGAUGAUCAGGAUGGGAAGAUUGUGGAUGAUGUAUGGCUGGUCAGACCCAGGCAAGGUCGGAGGACCUACCUCUAG
Molecule: messenger RNA, 1311 nt
Organism: Gracilinanus agilis (Agile Gracile Mouse Opossum)
Lineage: Eukaryota; Metazoa; Chordata; Mammalia; Didelphimorphia; Didelphidae
Gene: ACP7
Product: acid phosphatase 7, tartrate resistant (putative)
Exons: 12
Coding region: 1-1311 (436 amino acids)
Molecular function (GO): metal ion binding; acid phosphatase activity
Source: RefSeq, a predicted model, not a curated record